Messenger RNA from Penicillium lagena, 786 nucleotides. Its product is annotated as alternative oxidase. The transcript has 2 exons. Lineage: Eukaryota; Fungi; Ascomycota; Eurotiomycetes; Eurotiales; Aspergillaceae. Gene Ontology annotation, cellular component: mitochondrion. Gene Ontology annotation, biological process: alternative respiration. Gene Ontology annotation, molecular function: alternative oxidase activity. Bases 1 to 786 code for a protein of 261 amino acids. The record is from RefSeq and is a predicted model, not a curated record.
AUGGCCCAGGUGGUAAUCGCACAAAGAGAAGCAAAGAACUGGUCCGAUCGGGUUGCACUUGCAUCAGUCCGCGUGUUACGAUGGGGUAUGGACUUCGCUACGGGAUAUCGGCAUCCUCCACCUGGCAAAGAAAGUCAGGUGGAAUUCCGAAUGACUGAACGAAAAUGGCUCACACGGUUUAUCUUUUUGGAAAGUGUUGCCGGUGUCCCAGGCAUGGUCGCUGGAAUGCUGAGACACCUGCGAAGUCUUCGACGCAUGAAGCGAGAUAAUGGAUGGAUCGAGACACUUUUAGAAGAGGCAUUCAAUGAGCGGAUGCAUUUGCUUACGUUCAUGAAGCUUGCUGAGCCAGGAUGGUUCCUACGCCUUAUGGUUCUUGGAGCCCAAGGGGUAUUUUUCAACUGCUUUUUCCUCUCCUACCUUGUAUCUCCGCGCACUUGCCAUCGAUUCGUCGGUUACCUUGAAGAGGAAGCCGUGAUCACGUACACUCGGGCGAUUCAAGACAUUGAGAAGGACCGCCUACCCGAAUGGCACAAGACAGAGGCUCCUGAUAUUGCCAUCAAAUAUUGGAACAUGUCCGAAGGUCAGAGGACGAUGAGAGAUCUGCUUUUAUAUGUCCGGGCAGAUGAGGCCAAGCACCGAGAAGUCAACCACACACUUGGAAACUUGAAACAGGAGGCAGACCCGAAUCCCUAUGCAUCGACUUAUCACGACCCAAACAAAGCCCAUCCGAACAAGGGGAUCGAGAAUCUUAAAGCUAGUGGUUGGGAAAGAGAGGAAGUCAUUUGA